Messenger RNA from Cylindrotheca closterium, 3153 nucleotides. Lineage: Eukaryota; Bacillariophyta; Bacillariophyceae; Bacillariales; Bacillariaceae. The record is from the annotation of a GenBank genome assembly.
AUGUUUGCUUCUUCGGAGGAAGAUUCAGAGGAAAACGAAGUUCUUGAACGAGCGCAAGAGCAGUUGAAAGCACUCUCAGCAGACAAGGUUCAAACAAAUCAAAAAGCACUUCAAACAAAGCAAAAAGCAGCCGCCAAUCAGUUGACAUCUGAGGAACAAAUUGGUGUUGUAGCCGCUGGCAUCGGUGGUGCCGUUCUUGGUCUCUUGUUGGGUGGAUUCGCGGAUCUGAACAUUCCAGAUAUCGAUUUGAUCACUUCUCCCAUUGUUCCACCCAUUGUGGGAUCGGUUGCUUUAUCUAUUUUCGGAAUUGCGGGUGGAGCUUCUACUGGAUCGACUGGGAAGUUUAUUCGUGUCGCAUUCGGAGGCCCAGUUCGAUUAAUUGUAAACUUCAUCACCACUACCUUCAAGAACUAUGUGGAGAGAAAGACCAAUGAAAUCAAGGCUAUUCCCUCCAAUGUUGUCAAUGCUGCCAAGGCAAAGGUCGCUGAAACAAAGCAAGGAAUCGUCAACAUUCCUUCUAAAAUACAAACAGCAGCCAUCGAAAAGGUAGAGGAAGUGAAGGGGGAGAUCAAGGCAACUCCUGGACGGGUUGCUGAAGCCACACAGAAAGCGAUUGAUGAUGCCAUUGAUGACACUCUGGAUGCCGUAGACAACGCAAUCGAUGUAGUCAAAGCCAUUCCUACCAAAGCAGUAAAGGGCGUCGAAAAUUCCGUGUCCUCUACUGUCAAGAGUAUUGAAGGUUCGGUAUCCGUCAUCGUACCUGAAGUCACAAGUGAAGCACCACCAGCACCGAAGGUAGCCCCCAAGCCACCUGCCAAGAAACCAGAGCCACCCAAGAAAGCUCCACCGCUCAAGGGUCUCUCGGAUACUAAAUUGGAGGUUCCAAAACUUGAUGUGCCAAAGUUGGAGGUACCAAAACUAGAGGUACCGAAACUAGAGGUACCCAAGAUUGAAGUCCCCAAGGUUGACAUUCCCAAGAUUGAGAUUCCUAAACCAGAUCCUGCCGAACAAAAGCGAAAGCAAGAAGAAGCUGCUAAGAAGAAACUAGAAGCAGAAAAAGCGAAGGAAGCUGCCGCUCGAGCCAAGGCGCAACGCGAGGAAGAGUUGAGACGUCAUAAGAUAGAACAAGAACAAGCUCGCCAAGCUGCCCUAACCGAAAAGCAGCGCGGUGCCGAAGAUAAAAAACGUGAGCAGGAAGCCAAGAAGGCCGCCAUGGAACAACAGAAGAAAAAGGCCGAAGCUGCCCGCCAAGAGGCCGCCGCGGAAAAGCAACGCAUCGCAGAAAUUAAGGAGGCACAGGCAGCGGCCGACGCCGAGGAACGCAAGCGAAUCGCCGAGGAAAAGGAGGCCGAAGCUGCUGCGAAGAAGGCACAAGCUGCAGCAGCUGCCGAGGAGAAAAAACGUCUUGCUGAGGAGAAGAAGGCACAGGCCACAGCGGCUGCUGAAGAACGAAAGCGUAUCGCGGGAGAAAAGAAGGCCCAAGCUGCAGCUGCUGCAGAGGAGCGAAAGAAACUGGCUGAGCAGAAGAGACUUGCGGCACAAGCACAGGCUACCAAGACUCAAGAAAAAGCCCGAUCCCAACCUCCUCGACCUACUGUCUCGUUGGGUGAUCUCUUUGGUGGUUUCGUCGCCAAAUCCGAGGAGACGUUGAGUCCACUUGCGGCCCCAGUGAAGGAACAACUAGUCAAACCAGCUGCUCCGGUCAAAAAAUCUCCAGCCACUGCUGCGCCAAACGGUGUUCCAGUCCUUUCUGCUUGGCGUCAAUUAUCGAGUGGUGCAAUCACCGGAAGGAUUAGUGGCUCUGCCAACUUCCGAGAAGGCGAGACGAUAACUACUAGCCCUGUCGCCAUGGGUGCGAAAGGCGGUUCUGUUGUUAAGACAUCAAGUGGAAGCAGUUAUUUCUUGGAAGGAACAGUAGCUACAUCGAAACCUACUGGCGGAUUUAGAAUUCCAAGCUUUGGAGGAUCACCACAAUCUGGCACGCGCCCUGUAAGCUCUAGUGGCAACGAUCGCAAGGCUGCACUAGCCGCUGCUGCAGAAGCAAAGCGCCGUGCUGCUGAGGAACGCAAGGCAGCAGUGGCUGCAGCUGCUGAGGAGAAGCGACGACUUGCUGCCGAAAAGAAGCAGCAAGCUGAGGAACGCAAGGCUCAAGCUGCCGCUGCUGCAGCAGAAAAGAUGCGUAUUGCGGAAGAGAAGAAGGCACAAGCGGCUGCAGCAGCGGAAGAAAAGAAGCGUCUAGCUGAGGAGAAGAAGGCACAAGCUGCUUCUGCUGCAGAAAAGAAGAAGCGAAUUGCUGAAGAGAAGAAGGCGGCUGCCAUGAAGAAGACGCAAGCAACUACUGCACAGAAGAAAGCUGCUGCUCCAAAGGUAGAGCGACCACCAAAAGGAGUCCCAAUCAUUCGUGGAUGGAAAUCAAGACGUGAUGGCGGAAUCUCCGGGCGGAUCUAUGGCUCUCCAAACUUUGAAGAUGGAGACUUCGUGGAAACAACGACCAUUUCAGGUGGCAAGAUCGAAAACGGAGGAACUGUCACAACAGCUACAGGCUCCCGAUAUUUCCUUUCAGCAGAGCCACCUACCAAGGUAGCUUCGAGAUUUGCUGCGGUACUGGGAUCGUCUCCAACCAUUACACUUACCAACCAAAGAAAGGCAAUUGAAGACAAGAGCGAGGCUGAUGCCCCGCCGAAGGCAACGUUUUCUCUCUUUGAUCUUUUUGGAGGAGGCGAUUCAGGUGGUAAGCCCAAACAGGCACCACCAGCUACUAGUGCACCAAAGGCAAAAUCCGCCCCUGUGAAGAAAGCACCAACUCUUUCGUUGCCAAAAAUCCAAGUAGCGAAGCCCAAGCCCGUCGAAGCUCCAGCAAAGGAGACACCACCGCCCCCUAAGAAAGCUCCAGCAAAGAAGACGACGCCACCUCCUCCCAAGAAAGCUCCAGCAACGAAAAAGACACCCCAACCAAAGAAGGGUGCUCCAAGAGGGGUUCCGGCUCUUUCUGGCUGGAAGGCAAAUGCUGACGGUUCUGUGAGUGGUUCGAUAAGCGGGUCACCAAAUUUCCGUGACGGUGAAAAGGUUACAACCAGUCCUAUCAUCAAGGGAAAGUAUGCAAGUGGUGAAGUGGUGACAACUGGAAGCGGCUCUAGGUAUUAUUUGUCAUAG